CGCCAUCAUGCUAGAACUUGAUCACGCGUAAAGCUUGUUUCCGACAGUCGUAAUAAUUAUCCUUUUUUAUGUAGGUAAUCGAUUGUACCUGGUCUAUUUUGAGUUCAACAAAAUAAAUGUGACACUAUUAAAUACAAGUGAUCUACAUUCUUUGUGAUUAAUAAUAAUUUUAAUAUCAUAAGUAAAAUGAACAAUUCUACCAUGAAAUCUUGCCCAAGAAAAAAUUCUUCUGAAGGACCCAAAAUGAAGAAAAAGAUGAGUAAAGCACAAAUGCAGUUGGCUUUAAUUAAGAAGAAGCAAUGUGAUGCCAAGGCCUUAAUGAUCGUUGAACGUCUCCUGGAACCUAAUGUAGAUUCAGGAUGGUUACUCCAAAAUUUGGGGAGCAUAAACCGUUGUCAUAUGGAGGAUGCAAUUGAGGAAAGAGCCAUUGUUAAACAGUGUGGAUAUGUCCUGUGUGAUAAUUCUAUAACUGUAGUAAUUAAUCAACGUUAUCAUAUUUCUACUAAAAGCAAUAAAAUAUAUGAUGUGAGCAAGCGCAAAAAUUUCUGCAGCUCUCGUUGUUAUGGUGCUGCGAACUACCUUUUGGAACAGUUAUUGACCAGUCCUCUUUGGCUCAGAGAAAUUGAACAAAUUCCAAAGUUCCAGCUCUUACCAUUGAAUCAUGAUAUAUGUAAAGGUGUUCCCGGAGAAAUAGUUGAUUUGGGAAUCAUAAAUCUUGAAAUUGAAACUGAUAAAGAAUCUAACAUAGCACCCACAGCAGAGAUAGAAACUAAACUUGAUAAAUCUAAUAGUAAGGAGAAGCAAAGUGAAUCUUGCAAAAGUUCUGUAAAUGCAAAUGAUACUAUAUUUGAAACAAGAAGUUCCAUUGACUUGUCAAAAGAGAAUUUUGAUGUUUUAACAAUAAUGUCUAACAUCAAUGAAAAGGCAGAGGAAAUGAGACAUGAUACAGUGGAUGAAGAUAACACUUCAAUAUUUUCUCAAAAUAAGGAUAAUUAUUUACCAGAAUCGAUUAAAGGUGAAAUGAAAAUAAUAAAUGCUGUAGAAAAUAUGAAAACUGAAGGGACUCUUGCUUCUAGUAUUGAUUCAAAUAUAAUAAGUAUAAACGAAAAUUAUUUGGAAACUGAUGAAGAUCAAUGUGAAAGGUCAUCAGUAUCACAGGAAAUAAUAAACUCAGACAUUUUGACGUUUGACGGACCACCUAUUUCAGAAUCUGUCAACUUUGAAAAAUUUCAUAUAGGAAAACAUGUAGAACGAAAUCCUGAUGAUCAACUUAGCGGCAAAAAGUCAAUGAAAAAAAUAAAAAAUGAUUUGAGGACAACUGAAGUCAGUUUCGAAAUGUUGUUAAAACGCGUGGAAAAUCGUUUUAAAGAAUGGAUCACUGGAGAUACUCUGUGUUUACUCUUAGGAGAAGAGGCUGUGAGGCAACAAACAAUGAAUAAAAUAGAGCGACAAGAGAAAUACACAGUAUUGUGUAAAAAAUUAAAUCGCAUACAACUUGAAGAAGAAAGAGAAGAUAAGCAAGUAUUGGAAAAAGCAGCUUCAUUGAAGCCACUUCCCCAUUUUUCUGAGCUGCAGAAGGAAGGAAGGAAAAUGCAACUGAAGGUGCGAGCAUUCAUUGAGGGUCGCACAGUAAUAGAAAUCCCUGAAAAAACAACUGAAACAACAUCUGAUAGGAUUAUCGAGGAGGAAUCAACUCCUGUGCUACCUUUAUUGGAUGUUCACGCGCCAAGUGCUCUCAGAAGACGUAUUUUAUUGGAUAAACUCAACAGGAUAUUACCAGAUUUGUUACGGGCUUUAGCUGGCAGUGAUAUUUAUUUGACAGAACAGUAUGCAAAUAGCAGCGAAAGAAGUGCAACAGUAAAGGCACUUGUAAAUACAUUUUCUCUGUCAGCAUCGAAUAUAGUGUUCAAAACCAUAGAAUGGACUCUCGUCGGUUUGAUUUUCAUUAAACUAUUAAGCCUGAUAGACUCGCGAAUAAAAUUCUUACUGUCGACUGAGCAGGCAUCCAUGUACACAUCCAUGAUUUUAAUGUCCUAUAAGUUGGAACCUUUUUACUUGGACAGACUAGUAGCGAGGUUAACAAAUACUUCUGAAUCCUCCAUCACAGUGGACGAAGUGAAAAUGUAAAGAAAGUGCUUUAAUUGUAUACAUUUAAUUAAUAAAAAAAAUACGAUCGCGCUGAGAAAUCUUAUGAAAAA
Molecule: messenger RNA, 2198 nt
Organism: Cephus cinctus (wheat stem sawfly)
Lineage: Eukaryota; Metazoa; Arthropoda; Insecta; Hymenoptera; Cephidae
Product: putative RNA polymerase II subunit B1 CTD phosphatase RPAP2
Exons: 7
Coding region: 187-2127 (646 amino acids)
Cellular component (GO): nucleus; cytoplasm
Molecular function (GO): RNA polymerase II CTD heptapeptide repeat phosphatase activity; RNA polymerase core enzyme binding
Source: RefSeq, a predicted model, not a curated record